Dothidotthia symphoricarpi CBS 119687 is the source of this 1248-nucleotide messenger RNA. Its product is annotated as argininosuccinate synthase. Gene Ontology annotation, biological process: L-arginine biosynthetic process; urea cycle. Gene Ontology annotation, molecular function: argininosuccinate synthase activity; ATP binding. Bases 1 to 1248 code for a protein of 415 amino acids. The record is from RefSeq and is a predicted model, not a curated record. Gene Ontology annotation, cellular component: cytoplasm. The transcript has 5 exons. NCBI's taxonomy places the organism in Eukaryota, Fungi, Ascomycota, Dothideomycetes, Pleosporales, Dothidotthiaceae.
AUGACCAAGGGACGCGUCUGCUUAGCUUACUCUGGCGGCCUUGAUACCUCCACGAUCCUGCGAUGGCUGAUCGAGGAAGAUUAUGAGGUCGUGUGCUUCCUCGCCAACGUCGGCCAGGAGGAGCCAUGGGAUGAGGUGGAGAAGAAGGCGCUCAAGAUCGGCGCAUUGAAGAUGAUCAUUCUCGACCUGCAGAAGGAGUUUGUCGAGGAGCUCUGCUUCCGCGCUGUGCAGUGCAACGCCUCGUACGAGGGCCGCUACCUGCUCGGAACCAGCUUGGCUCGUCCAGUCAUUGCCCGCGCCCAGAUCCGCGUUGCGCAGCAAGAAGGUUGCCAGUUCGUCUCGCACGGCUGCACCGGCAAGGGCAACGACCAGGUCCGCUUCGAGCUUGCCUUCUACACACUCCAGCCUUCCAUUAAGGUCAUUGCGCCCUGGAGGCUGCCCGAGUUCUGCGAACGCUUCAAGGGCCGCCAGGAUCUGUUGGACUAUGCUGCCCAGCACGACAUUCCCGUCACCUCGACCAAGGCGAAGCCGUGGAGCAUGGACGCUAACCUGGCUCACUGCAGCUACGAAGCUGGCAUCCUCGAGGACCCCGACCAGUCCCCUCCCGAUGACAUGUGGACCAUGACCCAGUCCCCACUCAACGCCCCCAACGAGCCCACCGACAUCACCGUCUACUUCGAGAAGGGUGUCCCCGUCAAGGUCGUCACACCCGAGAAGACCUACACCGACUCGGUCGAGCUCUUCACCGCGCUCAACAAGCUCGGCUUCACACACGGUAUCGGCCGCAUCGACAUUGUCGAGAACCGUUUCAUCGGUCUCAAGUCUCGCGGCUGCUACGACUCCCCCGCCAUGACCAUCCUGCGCCUCGCGCAUUUGGACAUUGAGGGUCUGGUCAUGGACGCCCAGGUCCGCAACCUGCGCGACCAGUUCGUGUCCCACAACUGGAGCUACCAGCUGUACAACGGCAUGUACUUCUCCCCGGAGCGCGAGUUCAUCGAGAACAGCUUGGUCUUCUCGCAGCGCAGGGUAAACGGCGAGGUGAGGAUGAAGCUGUACAAGGGCAACGCGUAUGUGUUGGGUCGCUCGAGUCAGACGGAGAAGCUGUACAGUGAGGAGGAGGCCAGCAUGGACACACUGGAUAACUUCAGCCCUAUGGACACGACAGGCUUCAUUGCUAUCCAGAGCAUCAGGUUGAAGAAGUACGGUCUCCAGAAGGCUGAGGAGGGCGCGAACAUGAGCAGAGUAUAG